Mycena citricolor is the source of this 938-nucleotide messenger RNA. Lineage: Eukaryota; Fungi; Basidiomycota; Agaricomycetes; Agaricales; Mycenaceae. The record is from the annotation of a GenBank genome assembly.
UUUUUCGCGUUCCCGACUGUCCAGCCUAUUCUCCUCUUUACAUCAUGUCUGUUGCACGCACCCUUCGCCAACUUUCCGCCGUUUCUAGCCGUGUGUCCUCGCGGCAACUUGCCGUCUCUUCUACACGCACACUACUCGCAAGGAGGGUCGCACAACCGAGCACACUGCGUGCGUUCUCGGCCUCCGCCCGAGCCAGUAAGGCUGGUUCUUCGGAUGCUCCGCUUUCGCUUAAGCUCGAGCAGGAGCUCACAUUCGAGCUCAACGAGCAGCAAGAGAGCGCGGAACCCGAAUUCCUGACUUCGUUCAAGAAGCAGGGGCUAUGGACUGUCAUUGACGAGGCCGGAAACAACGAAGUGACGCUCACCCGUCAAUUUGGCAACGAGAAUAUCCGACUGGUUUUCUCUGUUUCUGAUUUGGCGAACCAGGAGCCCAAUGAAUUCGAGGACAUGGAGGAGCGCAAUGACGAGGAACAAGAGUCUGGGUCGGAUGCCAUGCGUGCUGUUGUGUCUAUUACCAAGGGUAACGCACCUGGCGCCCUCGACAUCGACAUGACCGUGCAGGGUGGGCAGUUCCUGGUGGAGAAUGUCACAUUCUAUAACGACUCGAAACUCGGACAAGACAUCAGCGUCGAGGGAGACUGGAAGCGCCGCGGCCUUUACAUUGGCCCGGAGUUCACGACGCUGGAUGUGCACUUGCAGGAGCAGUUUGAGAAGUUCUUGCAGGAGCGGGAUGUUGGCGAAGCGACGGCGUUCUUCAUUCCUGAGUACGCACAGUUCAAGGAGCAGAAGGAAUAUGUUCAAUGGCUGAAAAACGUCCGGGAUUUCAUCGACGCAUAAAGUAUCUUAACAUAAUGACACUAAUUAUUAAUGACAACCCCCUCCACUCCGAUCCGGAACCAUACGUCCAGAGAUUGAGCAGCCGGGUGUCCCGCGCUAUCG